Messenger RNA from Prinia subflava (tawny-flanked prinia), 13706 nucleotides. RefSeq names its product spectrin repeat containing nuclear envelope family member 3 (gene SYNE3). The record is from RefSeq and is a predicted model, not a curated record. Gene Ontology annotation, biological process: nuclear migration. Gene Ontology annotation, cellular component: meiotic nuclear membrane microtubule tethering complex; cytoplasm; nuclear outer membrane. The coding region runs from base 158 to 3034 and encodes 958 amino acids. The transcript is spliced from 18 exons. Gene Ontology annotation, molecular function: actin filament binding. NCBI's taxonomy places the organism in Eukaryota, Metazoa, Chordata, Aves, Passeriformes, Cisticolidae.
GGCGGGCCCUCCGCGCACCCCGGAGCGCCGGGGCCGGGGCCGGGCGGCCCCGCCGAGGCUGAGGCAGAGCCCGAGCGGCGGGGGAGCGGCAGCGCGGCGCUGGGGCUGCCCGCGGGGAAAGCGGCGGCGGCGGAGCCGCGGCGCUCCUUCACAUGCGAUGACUCAGCAGCUACAGGAUGAAUUUGACAGCAGCGUGGAGAACGCAGAAGCUUGGAUGAAGGCCAUCCAAGAGAGGCUGAGGAUCAAUGACAACACCAAAGGACCUCGGUCUGCCCUAGAAGCCAGACUGAGAGAGACUGAGAAAAUACGUGCACUGGAACCAGAAGGCAGCUUGAAAAUGGACUUGAUUCUUGUGAAGGCAGAUGCUGCUCUUCGCAGCAUCAGUGAGGAUAAGAGGCAUGAGGUGCUCUCUAAACUAAAGGACAUUAAAGCCUUGUGGGAAGAGACAGCCAUAUACAUUACUCAUUGUCACAGCCGCAUUGAGUGGGUCUGGCUGCACUGGAGCGAGUACCUGAAAGCCCAGGAUGAGUUCUACACCUGGAUUCACAACAUGAGGGUGACCUUGGAGCCUGACAUUGAGUUGCAGCUUGGCUUGAAGGAGAAGCAGUGGCAGCUGAGCCAUGCUCAGGUUUUGCAGAACGAUGUCCUAAAUCAGUCAGUCCUGCUGGAAAGGCUGCUGGAGGAAGCUGCUUCGUUGUUCAGCAGGAUAGGUGACCCCAGUGUUGAUGAGGAUGCUCAGAAGAAAAUGAGGGUGGAAUAUGAAGGAAUCAAACAAGAAGCUCAGAACAGAGUGAAACUGCUUGAAAUGAUAACCAAGGAACAUGAGCAGUACAGCGCCAGUGUCAACCAGUUUCAAUCGUGGCUGAACGGUGUCACAGAGAGAUUAAACUGCUGCAUUGGAGAAGCAACCAAGUCUUCAGCAGAGGACAAGCUAAAGGCACUGAAGGAAAUUGCCAAAGACAUUAGGAGUGGUGGAAAGAAAUGGAAGCACCUUGAAAACCAGUGUGCAGAGGUGAUUCAGAAUACCUCUCCUCUUGGAUCUGCAAGACUGAAGGAUGAACUUGAAGAGCUAAGAAAAGCCUUGGAAAAGUUGAAACUGCUGAGUAGUGAGGAGGAGGAGAGAUUGCUCAAGAUCCAACAGUCUGAAAGUGCCUAUGAGUCCCAAGCCAGGCAAUUAGAAGCAGACAUCCAGAAGCUGAGAAAAGAUCUACAGAGACUAGAAAAUGAUCUGGACCCUGGGGAAGGGGAAAAGACUGAAGAUGAGUUUGUAACUCUGUGGAGAAAAUGCAAUGCAACGAGAGCAGCUCUGGCUGCAGAAGAGUCAAAGAUUGAGAGGCUGAAGGCUCAGCUUAAGGAACUGCUACGGUUUUCCCAAGAUGUGCAGCCACACGCUGAGAGUGUUGUCUCUGCAAUACACCAAUAUCAAAGUGUUAGAGGCAAGACUUCUAAAAUGAGCAUUGACACAGAAAACCAGCUGAGGAGACUCUUCCAAAAUCCCCUGCAAAGUUUUGAACAGUGGAAGCCAUCGGUCCAGAUGCUCCUGGAGACUCCGGAGCCAGAACUGGCUCACAUUGAGGCUGCCCUAGCUGAAAGCUCCCAGUUCAAAGAGAAGUUGAUGACAUUACAGCUAAAGAAAGAUUUGCUAAAUAAUCUUCUUGGUGAGGAAAAAGCAGAGUCUUUCCUUCAAGAAGUAGCUGAAGCUUCAAAGGAGAGAGAAAUUCUACAUAAAAGUCUGCUGCAAUGCAAGAGCAAACUCCAGAAUUUGAUAUUGCAACAUAAGAACUUUGAUGCCGGUUUUGCACCACUGCAGAAGAAAUUAUCUGCUAUCAAAGCCAAAUUAGAUCUGGAGAAGGAACCACAGCCUGACCUCUUGGGUAAAAAGACACAACUCCAGAGACUCCAGAUGAUCCAAGAUGACUUGGCAGAGCUUGCAAUUCACAUGGAGGAGGUAGAGAAGCUUGUUCAGUCAGAUACAACACACAGGCAUGAAAUGAACCAACUUUUAUCUGACUCUCAGGCCCUGAAGAGAUCACUGGAGACGAUGAUACAGCAGAGUGAAGACCAUGUUCAGAAGCAUUGGGCAUAUAAUGACAAGCUGUCUGACCUCCAGCAGUGGAUCUCAGUAACCAGGGAGAAGAUUGACUCCUGCCAGGAUGCUGAUGGAGAGCAGAACACUGAGGGCAGGCUGGAAGACCUGGAGAGAUUGCUGGCUGAGUUCCCAGAUAAGGAGAUCCAGCUGCACCUUGUGGAAGCUCAUGGCCAGUUGGUCAUGGAGAAUUCUUCUCCAGAGGAGACUGCCCAUGUCCAGGCAGAGCUGGAUCAGCUGAAGGAGUCGUGGAAAUCACUGAAGGAGAUGGCAACUGGCCUCCUCAAAAAGUGGCAGUUGAAGAGACCAGUGGCUGACAAGAAGAAGAAAAGAGCACUUGUGGACAGCAGAUGGAUGUCCAGGCCUGCUUUCCACCUUUUUGAUGUCGAUCCCAACCAUAAGCAGGAGAAGAUGGGAGAAGGGCAAAGUACAAGCAGCCACUUGAAGCUCCUACAUGACUUUGAAGAGUGGCUACAAGGAGAAAACACCAAACUGACCAAAAUUCUUGCUGGGACUCCAUCGUCUGCAGAGGAAAUUAAGGCACACCAGAGCAAACUUGAGGAGCUGCAGUCUCGCGUGCCCCAUGGUCAGCGUCUCUUUGAGGACCUGCUUCAUCUUCAUCCUGUCAUUGGAAGUUCUGCAGACCUGGAGGACCUGCGCUACCAAUGGAUGCUCUACAAAUCUAAGCUGAGAGAGCCCUCGAGUUUGCCGGGUGCUGGAUCUUUGGAGGAACCAGACAAAUUCAGAAAGAAGCGCUCUGGAGGCGUGUGCUCCUACCUGCAUCGCGUGUGCCGGGCAGCACUGCCACUGCAGCUGCUCCUGCUGCUGCUCCUGCUGCUGGCCUUCCUCCUGCCCCUGGCAGAAGAGACCCACAGCUGCACCCUGGCCAACAACUUCGCUCGCUCCUUCAAGCUAAUGCUGAGAUACGAGGCCCCACCUCCAACAUAACUUCUUGGCAUGGCACGAGGUGACUGGCAGAAGUGCAGACUCUUGGUUUUUAAUUGCAGCCAUUGUAGCUUUUAGGGCUUUUUACAUGGCCAUCAUGUCAACCGGAUAGAUCACAUAAUUGCAACAUAAGAUUAAUCCACUCUAAUCAGGUAUUUGAGCAAAAUUAAUAUUUUUACAUUUUUUUCUUAUUGUAUGUAUAAUAUGUAUAUAGAGAUUGUGUAUGUAUGUACAUAUAUAUAUAAAAAUGCAUAUCUGUGGUCAAACUAGCAACCACCAUCUGUUCAUCCACUGUCUUAAGGAUAAUUCUGCAAUGUUACUGCCAUCUUUCAGCAAGCAAUACUGAAGGAUGGUAUUGUUGUGGGAUUUUCUGGGUGAUAUUUAACAUCAGAUUCUUGUUUACAACUGAAGUCAGAGCAAGUAUGAGAACAUAUGGUCAUGCAUCAGAGUGUAAAAUGGAGAGCAGGCACAGUAGAAUCAUGUUUGAAUUGAGUGGUUCACAUUCAGCCCAAGGAAGAUUUGGACUAUUCUCUUUGAAAUCUUGAGCUGGUUUUUGAGUAUCUGGAUUCAGGAAUUGCAGAAGCUAAUAGAAAUGUCUCUACUGACUUCAGUAGAAGUGGGGGUGGACCUCCUCUUGUUCUUAUUUUUUACCAGUUUUCCAAUUACUGUAUUUUCCAGCCCACCUGAAUCAGGAGAGGUGGAAUACAGUGGGAAGAAAGCUAGAAAAAAAAAAAAGAAUAUAUUUUUUUAGCAUCUCUCUAGCAGGAGAACUUUUAAAAUCAAGUUGUAAUUUUCUGAACAAAUUUGUGAGCACUGAACAAAACCUUGUAUUGCCAAUCUUGUCUAUAAAAAAGAGUUGGGUUUUUUGUUAGGUUUUUUGUGUUUAUGGGGUUUUGUGGUUUCAUUUGUUGGGUUUUUUACUUUAUAAAGAGGCAUUUGGUAACAGGCUAUAAAGCCUGAACAGUGGGAUGCAGCCUGAUUCAGUGUCAGUAAAGCAAAAGUUGAAAGUACUUUAAUAAUACCACCCUGGAAACAAGAUUCUUAGCUAGGAUUCUUUUGUAUUAAUGGUUUAUUGAAAUUGUGUAAACUGAUUGUAUCAAAGACAGUCAAGCAUAGAUUUUUAUGUAAUCUAAACUGUAAAAUUAUGGCAACUUGUUACCUAUUUACCUAACCCAAUGCCUGCUUUAUCAAAUUUUGAUACAUUUUAACAUUGCCUUUUAGUGUAAAAACAAAUUUCACUUCAGAGUGAUUAAGCCAUUCUUAGUGGUGUUUUACCUAAUUAAUUCCUGAGAGAAAAGGUAAUUUCUAAAAAUUUAUGCCAUUUCUGAGAGCUGUUCCUUAUUUUCUCAUGGUUUUAGCCACAGUAGUAAUCAUGAAAAAAAAAUUAACAGAAGAAACAGUUACUUUGCCUCUCCUGGCUAUGCUGCACGAAUUUCUCUUCUGCAUAUCAGUAUAGGGUGCUUGGUGUUCUUUUCUGUAUAAGGCCUAAAAUAAUAUCGUAGCUGACAGACUAAGGGAGGAAGGCACUUAUUUAACAAAAUCAUUAAAGUUCUGUUAGAGAAGCAAACUUGUGUAGAAUUGGGAGGCAUAACAGUACAGAGCUCAAUUUAGGCACAGGAUAGGAAAGCAGGCAGUGUGAAAGAGGAGCAGCUAAACAUAGAGAAGAGAGGUGUCCAUCAAUUUGUAAAGCCUUAGAAAAGGAGUCACAAUUAACAAAGAGGACAAGAGUACAGGCUCUAUGGAGGAAAAAAAAUCUCAGAAUCUUUUUGGCUCCCCCUCCCUGCUACAGUAUUGGUAUUAUUGUGUAUUAAACAGCUUUUCUUCAGUUUUCCAGGUUUAAAAUGGGGGGAGUAACAGGGCUUUUAUCAGUGUUCUGAAGAGACUCUUCCACCACCAGGAUUCUGUCACUGAGUUCCUAAAAAUGUUUCUGACUAAACUGGAUUUGCUAGUGUUGGAUUAAAAUGGCUAAAGUCUGCUAAAAGUGUAAAGAAGAGUGGAAAUUAAAGGAGAGACAGCAGGGAUGAUGCAGAUAUCAGUCAAAGUGCCAGGGGAGCAUGGAGCAGGAGCUGAGCUGAGCUGGGUUACAAACCUGACUGUCAGGAGAUGGCAGAAGAGCUCUCAGAGCAGGCAGAAGGGACUGGAAGCAGAAGGGUGAGGAGAGUCCAUGCAUGCUGAGCAAAACACAUUUACUUUAGGCAGCAAAGGAAGGCCUGCAAUUUCUUUCAGGAAGGAGCUAGAUGGAGAGAAGCUGUAAUUUGUCAGAGAAUGUGGCAUAUUAAUUCCUUCUUUGCAACCAUUCUUUUUGGUGGCAAAGGACAAACCUCCUCCUCUCCUGACGUGCAAGUGCCAUGCACAUUCCUCUAAAAAUUGCUGCCAGCCCUGGGGGAAGAAACUCCUGUGGCUGCCCAGCAAGGAGUUAAUCAUCACACACACCUCCAUGUCAAAUUAAAUCUUCUUUUAGAAAAGAAGUGUGGAGGAAGAGGGGCAGGAACAAAACCUGCUCUGUGUGGUUGUGGACAUGCGUAGGUGUGCACACACCUUUCUGUGAUGUAGCUACAUUGCAGUUCUCUGGGUUUUGCUGAGCUGUUCCAGGUGAUGAAAGUAAAAUACCAAUGACAAAGUAAAAAUAACGAGGAAUAAUAAAGCUGCAAAUGGAAAGCAGUAGGGAGAUAGAAAAGUUUUUUCUGUGAAAGCACAAAAUCUCACAUCAGAUUUCUUUCUGCCAAGCCUUUCUAUCUGGGUGAUUUGUACGGGUUCACAAAUGCAUUUGACACCAUGGGAGUGUGUGACAGGGAGAAAAAAAAUUCUGCACAGAGGGUCUUACAAGAACAACUGCGUCAUCACCUUGAUGUUUCAGUUUGUGGAAGGUUUAAAAAAAAAAGAACCAAACAUCUAAAUUAGAAACACACUUUUGUUGCUGGGUUAGCAAUCAGUUUAUUUUGUAAGUCCCCUGUCUGUAAUCUAGAAAAGUUUUGCUUUGAAUCUCAGUCAAUCCAUUCUCAUUAACUUAAAUAAUCCGAAUAUCUCACAGAAUUGUUGAAUAUUUCUAUUUCUUUGCAAUGAAAACUAUCCAAAGCACAGGAAUAUAAUGUAUCUAUCACUGAAAACAAUUUAAGUCGUCCAUAAUGUCAUUUACCUCACCUGUCCAAAGCAGGUGUGAGAUUUUUCUGGCAAAGAAAGAAAGAAAAAAAAAGUAAGCUUGAGAUGUAAGUGCUAAAUUUACUUUCUUUCUUAUUCUCUUAUGUUUUUUUUUUCCUGAAAAGUUUGUGAUACUGAUUCCUGGAAGUGUGUGUAAAUAUUAAUCAAGUCAGUAAUUGGAAUAAUGAAAACAAACUGCCCAGUCCAGCUUCCAGGAAACUGUACAAAGCUCAUAUUCCUCAAAACACAAACUAAAUCAUACUGUUUCCAAACCAGUCCUUAAAAUCUUGAGCACAGUUCCUCAUCUUCGCUCACAGAUGAUUUGGUAGUUAUAUGCUCACUUUUGUGCCUAUAAAAUCCCCAGCUCAUACAUCUCUGACAUCCAGAUGUAACUGAGAUGUGUUAUAGCUCAGGUUCACACUGGGGCCACUGCCUUAAGCCUUCCCUUGCCAAAACAUGGGAUACACAGAACCCUGGAUGUGUCUGCAACUCAGGACUUGCACUGUUUUGCCCCAUUCCAGGUUUUAGCAGCCACAGUCAAAGGGUGCUAAAACCCUCCAAAACAUAUUGGAUAUGUUUGAGGUUGUGAGUGGUUUGUGCACCUAGCCUAAACUCCAUCCAGCCUGUUCACAGAGCUCUGCCCAAGCUCUUGCCUGCACUGUUGGACCCAGGAGUUGCUUGACCGCAUUAAUGACCCUGCAGUGCUGAGGGCAAAAUCCUGCACUCCAUUGCCCAUGCAUUACAGUAAGACAUUACCCUAAGGCACACUUCAAACCCAGCCUUUGGCAUGAAAGCAAGCCUCACUUGUAAACUGUAAUUGAUUUUGAAGCCUGAUGCUUUCCAGAGAAUUUUCCAUGGCAGCAAUAGAGGUAGAAAAUUGCUAUUGUGCCCCAUGUCUAUUAACAGCCCUUUCUCUGAUUCCAGCCAGCAAUUUAAAUGGUAUUAAAUAUUAUUUAUAUAUGACUUCUCCAGAAAUCUCAGUUGUAAGGACAUACAUUAAAAAUGUUGUAUUCCUCUGCUAGCAUUCAAUCUCCAGAGUAGUCAUGAUUUCUACCAAGUGCUACUUUAUUUGUACUGACCAAGAUGCUUAAAAAGCUCAAACAUUUGAGGCUGUAAAUAAAGCUACUAGGCUAACUAAUAAAACCACCUAGUGAUCACUGAAAAAUUUGGACAGCUUUUAGAAUGGCUUUAUGCUUCCCCUUAAUCCCUUUUUGUUGGGGCAUUUGUAGACCUUGGAGAGAAGAAAUGUCUCCAAAAAAUGGCCAUCCCUAGAUAGACAGAUGGUGUUCUCUGCACAUCAGAAGAAAUAGUAUUUUCUCUUUGGCUUCUCUAGACCUCAGGAGUUUGCUAUAUCUGAUCGCCUUUUCAAUUUUAAACAGGGAAUGUUUUACUUUGAUGUAUGUGCAUACACAUCUCAUUAGCACUAAAGAGAUUUGAAGAACGAGUUCAUGUACAGUAAUUCUUUUAACCUGACAAGAGAGUGCAUUGCCCUCUUUUCUUCAGGAAAAAAACCAACCAAAAGUGCUGUGUGACAGAGAUUCCCAGACCAAACAAAGCCUUUUUGAAUAAUUAAAGAUUACAGACUAAAACUAAAUUAUCCACCAUAGGAAACUGGAAAAAUAGUUCUGCCUUUCAAGAAAUGCUAGUAUGAAACCCCCAAUAACCAUGUCUUUGCCAGGCAUGACAGAUGUCUUUCAAGUCAUAGGUUAUAUACCCAGCUAGCUGUAAGAGCUGCUUUUGGAGACUUUACUAUCCCUUGGACAGUAUUGUUUGCUAGACUGCAGCUGAAAACAUGUUUGUCCAGAGAACCUCUACCAGGUUCUCCCAGAAUUGCUGGGGGCUGUUGAGGAUAUUCUUAGCAGUUCCCAGAUCAUCAACCUGCUCUGAGCCAUUACAAGCUUAUUGCAUUAAUUUAUCUGUCAGCGGUUGGCAACUCUCAGAAACCAGUUUAUUACAAUACUAAAAAUAAUAUUUCUGGUGCAGGCAACAUUAUUCAUUGAGAAAUAAAUCUUAUUACUUUUGCCAUAUUUUUAAAAAGUUAUCUAUUGGUUCUACUGGAAUAUAAACAGGUUAGUUGUAGGUGUUGGGUAACUGCAGGCUGUUUUAGGCACAAGGCAUUUUGACUUGUACGUGUCCAUUUAAAAAUUGUGGGAUCAUGUUACACUUGUUAAAUGGUAAAAGAAAACAAAGAUUCUUCAAUUAAAAAGAAACAAAAACAAAACAACAAAGUAGAGUGCAAUAAUCUGUCACAUAGUUGUUUUUUUAAUUAUCUCUUUCCUAUCCAAUUUAAAAUAUGAAUAUGAGUUAUCAGUAGAUGUGGAAAAUAAGGAAUAUAUAUCAGGAAUAUACCAGCUCAAACUGUAGCCUAAAUGACACCUCUGUCCCCUAACCUGCUUCAGCAAAUGCCAGAUUUUACCUCAUUGUACCUGUGAGAUGACAACCUUCCUCCUAGUAAAGUGUGGGUAAGGUGAAACUGCACAGCUUAAGGUGCAGCAUCCCAGUGGAAGCAGCAGCAGACAUUAGUUCUUCCAAAGGCAGCCUGGUGCAAGAGAGGAACACGUAGGUCUGGCAUAAUGAGAGCAGUCCAGGACUAAUGACACAGGAACAAGGGCUUGCCAGCCCUCUCUGCCAGACAGCGGCCAAAGUUUUGACAGCGGCCGGCAGCACAGUUCAGUUUCAUGUCCCUGACUGUGGAAGGAGGCUCCCCUCAGGGUGAUUCACUCAAGCUGAGAUUUGAGCCCUGGAAGUGGUUUUUUCUUUUCAUUAAACACAGAAGAAACUGCUAAAUUAAAACCCCUCAGUGACAGGUUAAUGGUAGGUGGUGGGUGCUGAUGCUCCAGGAAAAGAUACAGGAAAUGCUAUUAUAGAUAGAAAGCUAGUCAUGAUGGCCUCUGUUCAAUCCUCAGGAGGCAGAAAUGCAUUGUAGAACUGAAGUGGGAGUUUUUCUGUUCCUUUUCAAGUAAAUGUCAGGUGUUGUCUUUAGUCUUCUGGAUUUUAGGGGCAAGCCUAUUCAGUGCCUUACUGAAUGCUGCUGGCUUUCUGGCUUCAGAGCCAUUUACAAUCAGCAAGUUCCACAUUUUUCCAAGUUGUGUGAAAAAGGUAAUCCCCUGGACUGGUUUUGGAUCAGAAACUUUUUCUUUGGGCCAUGAAGAUGGUUUGAUUUUCCUUCUUUUGGCCACUUUGUGUUAAAUCCAAGGAAGCAGAAAGACCAGUACUAAACUUUCCAGGCCAUGUUUUGUGUUUCCUUCUUUUAUGAGAGCAGAGGAGGUUUGGUUUUUUUUUCCUUUCCAAAGUAAAUUAUCCCAGUAUUUUAUUCUUCUUUUCCUGUUGCAGUUCUUCCACAGCCUAGGUCAUUCCUAUCACCUUAAGCAUUUCCAGUGGUUGUUCUUCCUCAACACCUAGAGCAAAAUAUCUGGUCCAGUUUCACUAAGUUUAAAAUCCAGAAAUUUCUUCCCCCCUUGCAGUUCCUCCUGCAGAUGCUCUGUCUGUUUCUGCUGUCCCGUGUGUCAAACCAGCCUUCAUCACUAUCUGGGGAGACUCUAGUCUUGGGCAGCCAUCUCUUCCAAGUCUCCUGGCCACGUCCUGCCCUCAUCUGCCUUCAGUUUUGGCUCAGGCACUGCCCUUAAUAGUCACAUCUGCAGACAGCAGUGCGAGGGUGUCACUUAACAAACAAUUAUUAAUAAUGAAAGCCUCGCUAUUAGCAUUGUUCAUAGCCUGCCCAGAGCCUUUUUCUCAUCUCCUCUCUAAGCAGGUUUUGAUGUGUAAUCCAAUUACUGUGUGCAGAAAAUUGCCCCUCAGUCAGCGCAGGGGGCUGGUGGUUCAGCUGCAGCUCUGUCACCCUCGCAUUGUCACUGCUGGGGUACGAGCUCCCAGGUGCUGCUCAGCCAGGGUCUGUGCCCUUGAGCUGCCAGGAGUGUUCCACUGUCGUUGUUAUAGACCCUAAAUAAGCCAGAACUUUUUUUUUCUGACCUGGGGAGAAUAAAAAAAAAGAAAGAAAACUAAAAUGAUCGCUUUUAACAAACUGAUUUCGCAACUCAUUUAUCAAGCCCUAUAGCAAGCCAUUUAUUUUAGCUCCUUUUUGCUCCAUGAAAAGCUGUGUGUUAAAAGGGAGCGGUGAGUUUGGAGAGCAGUGCCACCGCCCUCAGCAGCACUUUGCUGGGAGGCCUCCCACUGGAACUCAGGGGUAGGAGCUGUUAUUUCUCCUGAACUGAUUCCCACCUUCAAAAUCAAAUUAUUUCUUUUGUCAAGUCUAAUAAGCACUGAACACCACAGACUUUGUUUCACUACAGAUAUGAAUGAAUGCCACUGUAUGGCACUUUCUGUUGCCAUGAAAUAUAUAUAUGUAUUAUAUAUAUGCAUGUGUGUAUAUAUAUAUAUAUGUAUAUGUAAUAGGGAGCAUAAUUAUUGUUCUACUUAAAGAAAAGUAACAUUCCACUUCAAUGUAACUUUUAAGUGCAGCUUUUAAGAGAAACCGUGUCUUAAAGGGAAGCUGGAAGAGUUUAGAGGUUUUAAUGAGCUUUGAUGAGAUUCAAUAAGCUUUGAGUUUGGGUUUCAGUCUUUAGGGUGGAAAAGCACCCAAGAUGAUUUUUCCAUCACAUUCCCAGAUCAAAGGCUGUAAGAAUUUAACCUGGGAGGCAUUGCUUGAGUACUGGCUCUUUGUGAAGGUGUUUGGAUGUUGCCUGUGCUAGGUGUGUGUCUGUCCUCAAACUCCAGCCUCCAUUUUGUACAUGGGCUUGACUGGAAGGCAAAAGACACACCUUUGUCUUGCUCCAAGACCCUGAUGGUAAUUUUUGCCUCAGUAGAUAUUUUCCUUUUGAUCAGUCUGACUCUUUCAACUUUUUUUUUCCCUUUUAAUUUGUGUUAACUGAGUUUAUCGGGUGAUUCCAGGAGGGCACGCUCCAUCUGCCCAGCCUCAGAGCUUCCCUUUCAGCAGCAUGCCUUCCUCUCAUUUGUUUACUUGAAUGUACUGGACCACUGUGAAGCAAUUACACAAGCAAUAAUGCAGGUGUUGCAUUUUUCUGUCACUGCCUUUCGUAAGACAUAACUCUCCACUGACACUGAAAAGUGGUAGGAGCUGCAUUGUUGUUUACUGGCAAUAUAACCCACAUCCAAUAUUCCUACAGAGGUCCUCACUCCUAAGAGCCGUGGGCUGUCUCAGGCCAAAUUUAAUUCAUAAGCCUGGAUUUUGAACAGUUUUGGAUCCCUUCAGCAACACUCCAUCAAUCUUGCUUCCAUCAGGUUUUUUGCUUUUGUUUACCUUCAAGCUAGAAAGUUUAAAGAAAUGUGCUAAGACUCCCAUAUAGGGUGAGUAAAUAUCCCAUUUAUUUCACAAAAACUGCAACAAAAUGAAAGGAUUUGCUCUCACAUUGAACAGAAAUAAUAAGUUCUAAAUGAUAAAUUAAAUAGUUAUUAAGAACAGCCUGGAGCAAAGUUUCUUCAAUCAAACUUUCCUCUGCUUUUAAUUUAAAAAUCAGCAAAUACUUAGGUACAUUUUGCCACCUUCUUUUAGAAAUUACCUGAAACUAAAAUAUGAAUUCUCCUUAACAGGAGGUUUAUUGACGUGAAUCUGAAUUUCACCAGCAUGUCCCGUGUUAGAUCACCCACCUGUGGACACAGGGAAAACCAAAGGCUGUUCACAAGAGAAACUCAUGUUAUGAAUGGUUUUAAAAUUGUUCAGAGCUCCUAUCCACUUCCAAAUGUCAGCAGUGGGGAGGAUACGAAACCUUCCUGUGAACCCUGUCAUUUUGCAUGUUGAAAUCCUGGCUUGAAUUCAGGUCUCCACCUCAGCUUUUGUAAAUGUUAAUAUUCAAGUAGAACAAAAACCUUAGAGGCAAUUACAGCAUGAACAUCUCUUCUUGUUUAUGUAUAGUAGCUGAUAGCAAAGUCUGCAAUAAUCUGUGUUUAUACGUGUGCUGUACAAUGUAGCAGUUGGGUACAAAAUACCUUUUAACUGUCACAAGAAAAUAACUGGAUUGAUGUCACUUUUUGCUUGUAUGAAUACAGUUAUUUGCCUUGCGGGGACCAGUUCCACUUUUGUCAUGUUAUUUAUGAUUUUUGAAUGCAAUUGUGAUAAAUUAGGCUCUUUUCUAAGGUAAACAGUACUGGAGCCAAGCAGCUGUCUCUGUACAUGUGCAUGUUAUCACAGCUGAUAUCAAGUCCAAGUCAGACUCCUUGCUUUGCUUGGACCUUUCUUUAACCUUUCAGGCUUAUUCAGGGAAAUGUGGACCACUCUAUUUUCUUAUUAAAAAUAUGGCUUUGUGAAAAGCUGAACUUAUUUUUUAAAUCCUUUCUUUUCUGGUUCAGAAAGACUGUAACAAUCAUAUUUUUCUAAACUGCCUAUUGCUUGUGUUGGGAAAUUAUAUAGAAAUAUAUAUUUUGCUCUACAGAUUUCCAUGUACUUUUGGAACUCUUUGUUUUCAUAGAUAAAUCCUCCUAUUUGCUAGAAUUAGCUCAAAAAGCUGUAAACUUCUGUAUACCGACUCUGAAAUUCUAUAAAAACACAGCUGCAUCAAAAGACCAACUUUAUGUUUUAUAUAAAUUGUUAGAGCUAAGUCAUCCUUAGUGUUAUGCCACGCAAGAUGUACGAAGAGAAAUCAGGUCAUUGUUUUGAAAGGCUGGACAGUGUUAUGUCACACUGCCUAAAAAGUCCCAGAUGACAGUCAGGAGAGCUUAUGCUAGAAAUGGUACCAUUUUGGGCCCAGAGUCUGUAAUUUUUUUACACAGUUUAGAACCUUAUUUCAAAAUUAGUCCCAUGAAACUUCAUGGGAAAUACUAAAAAUAAGAGCAUGUGGUGUGUGAGUAGCUAUGCUAGAAUAAGGACCUUUUCUAAUUAAGAACAGGGCUGUUUAAGUAGUUAAGAGGCUAUAAUUUGAGUUUUUCAGGACAACUUUUUGUGUUCUUUUCUGAGCUGUGGAUCCCUCCUGUGUAUUGUGGAUUUAUUCCAUAGCUGAAAUGCCAGAUUAAAUUGAUUGAAGCCCCAUGAGUAGAUGAACAUAAUAGAAAGCUGCAGUGAAAUAUUGCAGAAAAUGGCCUGAUUUCAUUCUUCAGAGCAAUAGUUACUCAGCCUUGGCUUCUUUGCACCUGUGAAGCAGAGGCCCUUGUUUUGUACCUCAGCUGUGGUAUAACAUGGAAGGAUUUCUGCUCUCUGCUUGGAAAAUACUGUCUAUUCCUCAUCCUUGUCAAAGCAUAAUAUUUCCCAAGUAAAAAAAUCUGAUUCUUCAAGACUCAUAGGGGAGUUAGGGGGCAGCUGGAAUCUUCUGUGAUCCAGCCACAUUAUUCCAAAAGUUUAUCCCUCGAUGAAAAAUAAAAUAUGAUGUGAUUUUGCCGUUUGUAAGUAGGAUCAAGAGACUGGAAAUUCAUCACCACAAGCCCUUGCCUGUUCUGUGAUGCUCCACUGUCACCAAUGAACUGUGUUGAAUUGGAUUAUAAAAUCAGAGUAUUUUAUUGCAUGUGUCCUUUUUUGAUAUGAAAAUAUAGUUGUAUUUGAUGUUGCAGUUAUAGUGCAGUAAAUAAACACAUGUGCAUUUCUUUUUAAGGA